GAAAGUUUAUUGUGUUGAAGAUCAGAAACUCCCUUCACGGGUUGUACUCUACGAUGGUCUCAAGCACGGUAACGCUGGCAGUAAGAUAGUGCGCAUAAUUGGGUGCAAGUAGACAUCAUCCGCCACCAUCAUCAUGAUCAAAAAUCCCCGUCGCUGCACGCUACGGACGAUACUAAUAUAGCGCAUCAGUGGUUCACAAACUCGCAUGACGCCCCUCCCUAUCAGAUCCUCCGAAAAGUCUUCACUCGGCACGUUAAAGUUAUCUAAUCAAUCUGAGUGGAUCUACCCUCACAUCCUAUAAACCUUCCAUCCUCCCCCCCAUCAACUCCUCCACCAUGCGCUCCCCUCUGUUUGCAUGAACCUUUCUCUCAGUGCAUGAACUCCUCUCGAGAUUCACCAUGACCUCCCCAGAGAAAACCCCCGACAACGACCACGGCCAUGAAGUCCCCUCUUCAGCCGCCGACGCCGUCCGGGACAUCACAUCCCCCGGUGUCCAGCGCAUCAAGGCCAUGUCAGAGGUGAUUACCCUCACCGACCGCAUCUUCAUCUUCUUUGGCGUCUUCCUCAUCGCCUACGCCUACGGUCUCGACGGCACCGUGCGCUACGCCUACCAGCCCUCCGCGCUGAACAGCUUCGAGGAGCACUCGCUUCAAUCGUCCGUUAAUACCCUCCGCGCCGUCAUCGCAGCUGCUGCGCAACCUACUGCGGGAAAAAUCGCAGAUGUAUUUGGUCGUGUGGAACUCAUUUGCAUAUCUGUGUUCUUUUAUACCAUUGGCACGGUCAUUGAGGCUGCGGCGCAGAAUUUGGAUACGUACUCUGCUGGUGCGGUUAUUUACCAGAUCGGGUAUACCAUGAUUCUGUUACUUGUGGAAGUCAUCAUUGGAGAUAUCACUUCUGUUCGAUCGCGUUUGUUCUUUAGUUACAUCCCCGCUCUGCCCUUUAUCAUCAACACAUGGGUCAGCGGCGAUGUCACAGAAGCUGUCCUUGGAGCCACGACUUGGCGAUGGGGAAUCGGCAUGUGGUGCAUCAUCUACCCCGUCUGCGCCCUCCCUCUCAUCAUCAGUCUUCUCGUCGUUGGACACCGCGCAAAGAAGGCCGGCCACCUCGUCGGCUACCGCUCAUCAUUCCAACAGCUCGGCUUCAACAAACUAACCGUCGAGCUCUUCUGGCUUCUUGACAUCAUCGGCGUAAUCCUCCUCAUCGCCGUCUUCGCCCUCCUUCUCGUCCCCCUCACCAUCGCGGGAGGUUUCGAGAGUAAAUGGUCAGACCCUCAGGUCGUAGCCCCCCUUGUCAUCGGCUUCGUCUGCAUUCCCGUCUUCGUCGUAUGGGAGCUCCGCGCUCCUCACCCCUUGGUGCCCUUCCACCACAUGAAGGAUCGCUCCGUCUGGGCCCCCAUGGGAAUCGCAUGCAUGCUCAACUUUGCCUGGACAAUGCAGGGCGAUUAUCUCUACACCGUUCUCCAGGUCUCCUUCAACUUCAGCAUCAAGGCCGCUACACGGGUGCAGUCGCUCUACUCCUUCGCGAGUGUCAUCACCGGCACAAUUCUCGGUCUUAUCGUGUACAAGGUGCGCCGCUUCAAGGUCUUCAUCGUAGCAGGAACAUGCCUUUUCCUCGUCGCCUUCGGCCUUCUCAUCCGAUACCGCGGCGACCCCAGCUCCGACAACAAAUCUGGUGUCAUUGGUGCACAGAUUCUCCUCGGUAUCGCGGGUGGUAUGUUCCCAUACCCCGCGCAAGCCUCACUCCAAGCCUACGUUACCCACGAGCGACUCGCCGUCAUGACAGGUCUGUACCUCGCGCUGUACCAGGUCGGCUCGGCCUUUGGAAACGCCGUCUCCGGUGCCAUCUGGACCCAGGUUCUCCCUGUGCGACUUGCCCAGAGCUUCUCCAGCUUCGGAAACGAGACUCUCGCAGUGUACGCCUACUCUCAACCUCUGUCUGCCAUUCUCGACUUCCCUGUUGGUUCUGACGAGCGUGAUGCCAUGAUUGAUGCGUACAAGCAUGUUCAGCGCCUGCUUACCAUCACUGGUAUCUGUCUUUGUGUUCCUCUCAUCGCGUUCUCGCUGUGCUUGCGUAACCCCAAGCUCACCGAUCAGCAGAACUUGGUUGAGGACGAGAAGCCUGGUGCGGCUGCUGAGCGCUCUUCGGCAUCUGCUUAGAAAAGUCAAAAGUAUUCAAAGGUUGUAUGUAAUGAUGUAAUAUGGUAAUUGAUCUGGCCUGGGGCUAUUUGUUUAAUUUUCUGGUUCUCUGUGAACAUGUCAUGAAUUGAUCAACUUAGUUGAAGUUUAAUUGAUGCUCUGUGAGGUCAGUCGUCUUCUCAUCCC
Molecule: messenger RNA, 2321 nt
Organism: Fusarium odoratissimum NRRL 54006
Lineage: Eukaryota; Fungi; Ascomycota; Sordariomycetes; Hypocreales; Nectriaceae
Product: MFS transporter, SIT family, siderophore-iron:H+ symporter
Exons: 1
Coding region: 399-2156 (585 amino acids)
Biological process (GO): intracellular iron ion homeostasis; transmembrane transport
Cellular component (GO): vacuolar membrane; endosome
Molecular function (GO): siderophore-iron transmembrane transporter activity
Source: RefSeq, a predicted model, not a curated record